Molecule: messenger RNA, 968 nt
Organism: Plutella xylostella (diamondback moth)
Lineage: Eukaryota; Metazoa; Arthropoda; Insecta; Lepidoptera; Plutellidae
Source: RefSeq, a predicted model, not a curated record
ACUGCUAAGACCCAAUACACCGUUGUGAUGGGGACUUCAACGCCAAAGUGGGAGUACAAGAAUGCGACGAAUCGAGGGUAGGACCUCAUGGCUUUGGUAGCAGAAACCAGAGAGGGCAAAUGCUUGUUGACUUCCUCGAAAGGGAGGGUCUGUACUUGAUGAAUUCUUUCUUUGAGAAACAGCCCCAGAGGAAGUGGACAUGGGCAAGCCCCGAUGGUAGGACGAAAAACGAAAUCGACUUCAUUAUGACUGACAAGCGGCACAUAUUCAGAGAUGUCUCAGUGAUCAAUAGGUUUAAAACUGGGAGUGAUCACCGACUUCUCCGAGGUACUCUGAAUAUUAACUUCAAGCUGGAGAGAAGACGUCUGGUGAAGUCGACCCUUCGUCCCACACUGAACCAAAUUAGAGCUGGCAACACCAGCUUCCAGAGAGAACUACAGAGCCGAUUCGAAUCGCUGGAAACCACUACGGAUAUUGACGCGGAUACAAUCCAAAUAGUGAAGCCUCUUCGUGAGGUGGGCCACAGACAUUUUAGCAUAAGAAGCAAAAGCAAGGAGUCUAAACUUUCAAGCGAGACACUCGAGCUUAUGAGGCAGAGACGUGAAUUUCCGUCGGCAGGUGACACUUCGUCAGAGCUACGGGUACUCAACAAGCGUAUAAAGAAGCUGAUACGAAGAGAUCUCCGUCGCUCCAACACACGCGCCAUAGAAGCAGCAAUUGAGCAAAAUCGGGGGUCAAAAGUCUUCGUUCAGCAACUUGGGAGAAGCCACUUGACGAAGUUGAGGUCUGCAGAUGGUAAUAUCGUUGCCUCUAAGCCGGAGGUUCUUGCCGAAAUCGAAGGUUUUUACGGACAACUUUAUGCUUCACACGCGCAGAAGUCUGUGGCUCAGCUCACCGAUUCCAGAGCGCCACUAAUACGCCACUACACUGACGACAUCCCGACGUCGACAUAGGCGAGAUAAGGAUAG